AUGCCUCCAAAGAAACAAAAUGCACCGUCUUCAUCAAAGGCUCCCGUCGACAAGACGUUUGGGAUGAAGAAUGUUCCGGAUCGUGCGCUACAAAUCCAGAAAAACAAGUCGGCCAAAGUGCAAAAGUAUGUACAGCAAGUACAGAACGAACAAGCUCGAGCUGGCAAGACACCGGCUGCUCUGGCCAAGGAGAAAGAGAAAGAAUUACGGGCCAAGGAAAAGGCGGCGGAGGAGAAGCGAAAGAAGGAGGAAGCAGAGCUGUUCAAGCCAGUUCAGGCGGUACAAAAGGUACCGUUUGGUGUUGAUACGAUGGAUAACUGGGACGAGGAAAAGCUACGAAAAGUCGUCCUUUCAAAAGCUGGGAAUCCACGGACGACGACCGAUAUUGUCUGCAAAUACUUUAUCGAGGCGAUUGAGACGAAAAAGUUUGGUUGGUUCUGGGAGUGUCCGAAUGGUCAGGACUGCAUGUAUCGACACGCGCUUCCGCCAGGCUUUGUACUCAAGUCGGAGAAAAAGGCGCUCGACGAUGCGGCCAAGGCGAACACAAUCUCUCUCGAAGAGUUUCUGGAAGUCGAGCGGCACAAAUUGGGACCGAAUCACACCCGUGACCCCGAAACGUUUGCCCAGUGGAAAAAACUCGACUAG
This is a messenger RNA of Serendipita indica DSM 11827, 645 nucleotides long. NCBI's taxonomy places the organism in Eukaryota, Fungi, Basidiomycota, Agaricomycetes, Sebacinales, Serendipitaceae. The record is from the annotation of a GenBank genome assembly.